UCACCAAAUCAGCAUCAGCCUAUGGGCGACCUCUAUAGAGGAAUUCAGCCUUUUGUAGCAAGACUGGCGACACCGAGAGAAGAGAUGGUGACAAAGGGAGGACAAAAUGUUCCUGCUAUCGUCUUGAACCAAGGAGACAUGCAUCAUCAUGGGUGAUAUUGUGUCUCUUUGAUGGUAAUUAGGGAUUAUUUUGAAGGCAAUAUAUAUAUCCGCGGUGUAGCCUAAUCCUGCCGGCGUCGAGCUACGUUCAGGGACACCUGGGACUUUACAGCUUUUUGCCGUCAAGCUUUGUUUUAUUUCCGCACUGGGGAAGCCGAAUGUUGGUUUUAUGAAACGCAUGAAGCGUCGGUGCUUGCUGCCGCACUAGCGAUCCUCACAUAGGGCAGUAUACCGUCCUCCCCGCCGUUAAAGACAUUUUUUAUCGUCCUCUACUAUCCCUCCCUCCGCCUCCUCCCGUCGCCACUACCGCUUUCACCAUGUCCGGACCGACGCUGACGGACCGGAUCGCCGUCGCGCAGCACAGCAUGAGCGGCUCGGCCAUCAGCAAAGCCGUGUGCAAGGCCACGACGCACGAAGUGAGCGGACCCAAGAAGAAGCACCUUGACUACCUGAUCCACUGCACCAACGAGCUAAACGUCAGCAUCCCUCACCUGGCAGACACGCUGCUGGAGCGCACGGCCAGCAACAGCUGGAUCGUGGUUUUCAAAGCGCUCAUCGCCACUCAUCACCUCAUGAUGUACGGCAACGAGAGACUGAUGCAGUACAUGGCCUCCAGAAACACGCUCUUCAACCUCAACAACUUCCUAGAUAAGGCGGCGCUACAAGGGUACAGCAUGUCAACCUUCAUCAGACGCUACAGUCGCUACCUGAACGAAAAAGCCAUGUCGUAUCGGUUAGCGGCGGUGGACUUUACCAAGAUGAAGCGAGGGGCUGACGGCGUGAUGCGCACUAUGAACACGGACAAGCUGAUUAAGACGCUACCUGUCAUUCAGAACCAGCUGGAUGCCCUGCUGGAUUUCCAGCCCAACUCCAAUGAGCUGACCAACGGAGUCAUCAACACGGCCUUCAUGCUGCUUUUUAAAGACUCCAUACGGUUGUUUGCCGCCUACAACGAGGGCGUCAUCAACAUGCUGGAGAAAUACUUUGACAUGAAGAAGCAGCAGUGUAAAGAGGCGCUGGAGAUCUACAAGACUUUUCUCAACAGGAUGACCAAACUGUCAGAAUUCCUCAAAGUGGCCGAGGCCCCAAGCUCACUCCUGGAAGCUCUGGAGCAGCAUUUAGCCUCUCUGGAGGGCAGGAAGCUCAAAGACCUCUCUAUUGCCAGCAGCACUGGAAUCUCCCUCAGCCGAAUGGACGACAAGACGGAGAUGGAUCAUAGACUGCAGCAACACAAGGAGGACGGUCAUAAGGUGAUCGACAUCCAGACGCCCAAUGUGUCCCCCAGUACACAGUCGGUGGGCAGUGCCAACAGCAGCGGAGGGGCUACAGACCUCUUCUCUAACUCCCCCCUUGUGCCAGUGAACAACUAUGUGCCAAAUCUGACCAGUGAGCUGUUCACCUUGCAGCCUACCUUCACCCCCCUACAGACCACACACACUGUGCCCAACAACCCCAACGCCUGGGGAGGUGAUCUCCUCAAGCCAGUGACACACACUCAGAUUCUUAGCCCCGGAGCCCCAUUGCACUCUGGAAAGAUGCUUCACAGUGAUUUGGACUCUUCAUUAGCCAACCUCGUCGGGAACUUGCAGUUUGGUGGUACACCAGCUAAAAGGCCUGAGCUUCAGUGGAGUCAGCUGGUGGAGAAGAAGCCGACGGCGGGCAGCGGCUGGCAGACAAAAACCAUGUGCACCAGCACAAACUGGACUCACUCAGCCCAUCCCAUGGCCCCCGCGCCCAUGCCCGUCCCUCAGAUGAAUGGAGUGAUCUACACUGGCUACGCUCCAGCUCCAGUAGCUUUUCCUAUGACGACCCCCCAAGUGCCUGUCUAUGGAAUGCUCCCCCCUCAGAUGAGUCAUCAGAUGGGGGGUGUUCCCAUGAUGCCCCCACAGCCUGUCAUGUACAACCAGCCGGUCCUUAGACCCACCAAUCCCUUUGGACCCAUACCGGGGACACAGAUGCACUUCAUGUAAAACAACGAUGCCGCGAUCGUGGCAUCCAAGCCCAGAGCGCCAGAGAAAGAGCUGUGAAGACAACAAACUGGACAGUGGGACAAAGAGAGAGGACAGAGAUGGAAUGAAAGAGAGCCGAAGAAGGAGGAAAAAGAACCGGCCCUUGGCCCUCCUCGCUUCCAGUCAGUGUCGCAGACUGAUUGCUCUUCAAAUCCAAAUGCAGAGGCACCAGAGGCUACAAUCCCACUCACAUCAUUUGCCAACAAUCGACCUGUGAUGACGCUACGACUCCACUGAAGCAUAGCUGCUCAAUCGCCACCCGCUCUGACCGUCUCCCUACGUGUCCCUGGAGUUUAAAAAACAUUGGAUCGUUUUUCUGGCACUUUACUCAAUGUGAUCUUUGCCAAGGGUGUGCGUGUGUGUGUGUGUGUUUUGUUCCCAUUCAAAUCGUUUUACAUGUUGGUGUGUUUUUUUUUAGCUCCAUUUGUUGUUCUUGUUUGCCAACUUCACUUCAUUAGGGGGCAUGCCGUGUAUGUGUGGAUAGAUUGUGUAUGUUUUUGUGUCACUGCACUGGAACUACUGACAAAAAGCACUGAGCCAGACCCAGGAAUCGCAAAUUUGGAUGUAAUCGAACCCCUUUGACGACUUUCUACUUUACACUGUUAUUUUCAUUCCUCUGCAGCUGGGCUAUAAAUGCAAAACCAGUUUUUUUUAGAUUUCGCUGUGUUGUCGUCAGAAUUAUGUACAGAAACGCUCUUUUGUAUCCUCAAAUGCACUAAGAGCCAGAUAGAUGGUCUCUUAUCUGAAAUGUUCAAAGCCCCCACCAAGGGUGUGUACGAUGUCCUUUCCUGACCAGGAGACAAAAAAAAGUCAUUUUAACAUGCCAGACAAGGGUAAUUACUGCAGAAGACGGGUUUGUUAAUGUAGUGUUAACAUUUAUGCAUAGGACAUCUAAAAAGGUCAGCGAGCAGAAUUAACAAGGCGGCUGAGGGUUAAUGCCCGUCAAUCACGGCCCAGCCGUCCGAGGUUGAUAGAUUAGCUGGGACAGCUUUAAUGAGAUGUUCAAUGUGAGACUUUGAUCUGUCUUUACAGCACAAAAAUCUUUAGAUGAUGGGGCAAAGCUCUGCUGCACAAAAAAAACUAAAAAUCAUUGCUGGGAUGUACAGUCCAAAGGGGCAAUAAUCAAUCGGGCUGUGUUUGUUUUUUUUAUUCGUGGCAUUUGUUGUGUAGGAGAGGCGACGUGUUUCUUGGUUUAAGAGCGAGUGGUUUGUUUUGACCCUGUCUCAAGUCUGUGCAAGGACUCGAACGCUCGAGUUCCCUACUAAAAGCGAGCCAAAGCCGACGCCCCUGCCGUUUCAGUGACUACCAGCAGUUUGACGUUGGAAAUAGGCUCCAAGGCUGCCUGAUAUUUGAAUAUCUUUACUUUUUCAUCACUGUGUUCCAGGGGGUUUGUCUUUGUCCGUCAGCAGGGGCAACCACUGAAUGCCUGUUAAGUAUGUCCUCUGUAAAUAGGCAAUGCUGUUCAUGUGUGUUUUUAGACGUGUUCCUUGUACUGUGGUGGCCGGAGUCCACCUCUCCCUUACCCUCUGUUGGAUGACGUACUGUGUGUGAGACAAUUUCUUGCUGUAUCUGUGUUUGAAUGGUUGUGUUUUCACGGUGUCAUAGUCCAGAGGCUGGUGGAAGGUUUGGGGUUUGAUGUUAAUCAUGUUUCUGUCCGUCCACAGGGGGAGGGAAGGGGUUUAGGGGUGUUUAAGUUAAACUGAAGCCCCUUUCACACAGCCUGUAAAAACAGUCUUUUUCCUCUGUUGCCCCUAGUCUACAGAAUAGACAAUGAAGUUGGAAAUUAUCUGCCUUCAGAGGUAGUCUCAGAGCCGUAACAUCGGUGGGAGGACGUCUGUGUGGAAGGAUAUUCUGCAAUCCUGACUCUUACUUCUACUGUCCUGUACUGUUGAAAGCAAUUGUCUGAUUAUCCAAUGCCGUGUUGCGCCCUGAGCAAAAAGGCCAAUAAAAGCUGGAUCCGCUGCUGUUACGGCUCUGACGCGGCUAAUUUGCGGGAUUUCUGUGUAAAAGAGGCUUAUCACAACUGGUCUAUACCAAGAGUGUCUUCAUCAAGGAAGAGGACAGGACAGGGUCUGUCUUCUUUGAAAAACAGGAACAUUUUUUUGCACCAAAGUCAUCAAUGCGCAGCUUCUAAGUCAAGGUCGUUAUGGAGGGUCAGAACUCAAAUUUUUAGGUUGGGUUACAAUUCAGUUAUUUUGAAAGUUGUGGUUUUUUUUUUGCAUGAUUAAGUGUUGUCUUUUUAUUAGAUCGUGGGCCUGUUAACAGCAUGACCAUUGUCGUAACUUUCACUUCUAUCUUGUGCGUUUGAAAACUGUUUCUGCACAAGAUCUUUAUUUUUUCAUUCCUUUCCAUGGAUGCUAAUUGACAUUCAUAAAUCAUAUGGUUUUACAACACAGUGGGGCCUCGGUGACUGUUUGAAGGCUGCCAUGCAUGCAGAAAUGCAAACCGUGCAGGAAUCCCAAGAAGAACUUCAAACCCGGCUACUAUCUUUGUAAAACACCAUGAAUGUCAAUGCCAGUUUUUUUCUCAUUGUAGCAAGCUCAACAUUGCAGUCUUGUUUAAGAUUGCCGUUUAUAAUUAAAAACAAGCCUUGCUAUUUUCCAAUAUGUGUUUGAAAGCUCGCUCCUUUUUCAUACAAUUUCCAGCAGCAUCAUGGCAGGUUUUGCGGAUGAAAGUCAAAAGUACUGUAAUAAGUGUUUGGUCUGGUCCAUGUUGUGCAGUGUAUCUUAACGUGUUUGCUCAGUCUAGUCCUGUCUGUUGGCAUUAUAGCUGAUAUUAAAAUGUUCCCAGUCCACCACUCGGCCCUGGUUACCUAAGAGACAAAAACACAGGGCAAAAUCCACUAGAAGCCUCAACGUAAAACUAUUACAAAGCAACAACAUACCAGGUCGUAGCAAGUGCACAGCCUGAGGACGGGCCUCUAUAAACUUUAUUUUUGUAACACACAGAUUACCUGUCAGGUGUACGCCGCUUAUUCUUUUCUUCUAUUUUUUCCUUUUCUGUAAGAGAGACAAAACAAAAAGCUACAGGUUUGUUAGUUUGAGCACACUGGAGUUCAUCAGAAUUGUUUUUCACACUACAAACUGUAGAAAUAUCAUACGAAACAACAUGAAACAAAGUUAUCAUAGAAAUCCCCAGAUACCAUGAAAAUGUAUCCACUAGUUGCAUCCAUAAUCUCCAAUGUUCUAGUCGUUAGUAUACAGUUUACAAAGGUUUUUAAUACUUAAGACCCAAAACAGAUCCAUCCAUCCAUUUUCUACCGCUUAUUCCCUUUGGAGUCGCGGGGGGCGCUGGUGCCUAUAUCAGCUACAAUCGGGCAGAAGGCGGAGUACACCCUGGACAAGCACCAAAUUGAAAUGUAGACUACAUGACAUUUAUUAUAGCAUCAGCUAAGUUUGAAAGGUUUUGGACCAUUAACCGAAGUUUGGGAAACUCUGGUCUGCAGAAUCAGCGCUCGUCAUAGAUGAAGAAAAUAGUCAAUAUGAACGUAACCAUUAAUAACCUGGUAGUUUCAAUUCGCAUAUCGUAAGAUUACCAAACCCAGGAUUUAAAUGAAAAACAAUCAGAAAUAAGAGAUUGAGUUUCGGCAUAAAUCAGAACAUGCCAAUGCCAACGGUUUCAAAUGGAUGGCAGUUAAGAAUUGCAGAGAGGUGCAACAGCUUGAGAAAAUAAAGCAAUAUAAGCUUCAGAAAAUCUGUUUUUCAGGGAGUAAGGAAGGCUCACUGGCACACUUUAAAAACAUCUGGUCUAUUACCUCAGCAUACCCUGUAUAGACUGCUUAAUUGACUGUCUCCAUAUAUCCUUUUUGUUUGCAUACAAAAGCAAUGAUCAUCACCACGAAACGAAAGCUGAUGUAUUUGGAAGGAAACUGAAUAAAACGUCAUCUGAUGCUUAA
Messenger RNA from Nerophis ophidion (straightnose pipefish), 6063 nucleotides. Its product is annotated as phosphatidylinositol-binding clathrin assembly protein-like. Gene Ontology annotation, molecular function: SNARE binding; 1-phosphatidylinositol binding; phosphatidylinositol-4,5-bisphosphate binding. Gene Ontology annotation, cellular component: clathrin-coated pit; clathrin-coated vesicle; extrinsic component of presynaptic endocytic zone membrane. The transcript has 18 exons. The record is from RefSeq and is a predicted model, not a curated record. Gene Ontology annotation, biological process: clathrin-dependent endocytosis; synaptic vesicle budding from presynaptic endocytic zone membrane; clathrin coat assembly. NCBI's taxonomy places the organism in Eukaryota, Metazoa, Chordata, Actinopteri, Syngnathiformes, Syngnathidae. Bases 477 to 2129 code for a protein of 550 amino acids.